Messenger RNA from Lagopus muta (rock ptarmigan), 1427 nucleotides. It is a transcript of the gene STAP2, whose product is annotated as signal transducing adaptor family member 2. Lineage: Eukaryota; Metazoa; Chordata; Aves; Galliformes; Phasianidae. Gene Ontology annotation, molecular function: signaling adaptor activity. The record is from RefSeq and is a predicted model, not a curated record.
GAGGCUGCGGAGCACCGGGCGGCCCCGCGGUUGCCCUUCGCUCGGGGCGGGUGCCGGAGGUGCGGGAAGGGCUCCGCAACCGUGGAGUCAUGGCCCCCCCGCCGCACUGCUAUGAGGGCUUCGUGGAGGUGCGGGGGCUGCGGGAUCAGAGCUGCAGGAGGCGCUGGGCCGGGCUGCGGGGGACGACGCUGUGCUUCUAUGGGGCGCCCAGAGAGCAGCAGCCUUUGGAGCUUCUGGACCUGGAUGAGCUGGUGGGGGUACAGAAAAAGGGGGGGGCCCUCGUCCUCCAGCUGCGGGAUCAGAAGGUGACACUGAAGGCAGACAGCGUGCAGGAACAGGAGAUGUGGCGCGGCUUCAUCCUCACCAUGGCCAAGAUGGAGGUGCCCACAGACCUGGAGCUGCUGCCUGGGCACCUCAUCCAGCUGUCGGAGGCGCUGCGCCAGGAGAGGGAGAACCGCCGGAGGGGAACGGAGUGUGGGGACAACUGGCACCUGCCAGCUGCUUCUUUCGACGUGUCGCGCGCUGAGGCCGAGCGGCUGCUGGAGCGCAACGCAGGCAGUGGGAGCGUGGUGCUGCGGCCCGGUGGGCACGGCCAAGGCUUCUCCAUCAGCACACGGCAGGUGCUGAGCGGCGCUGCUCUGCUGAAGCACUACAGGGUGGUCAGCGUGGGAGAUGGGUUCCUUGUUGAUGUCGACACGCCGCAUCACUGCUCCUCGCUGGACGAGGUGGUGCAGUACUUCGUGAAGCAGAGCAAAGGCAGCCUGCAGCCCCUGCACCGGGAGUACAGCAUGACGCUGGAGUUCGUGGAAGCAGAUGCUAAAAGCUCGGAGGUGACACGGCGGCCAUGCAAACCUCCCCUGCCCCCCCGCCCCCCGGCCCGCCCCCAAGGCGCAGCACCGCCGGCCCAGGCCCCCCCCCUACUGCCAAAACCAACAGCGACCCCACAGCACGCAGUGAGAGGUGAGUGUGGAUGGGGGAAACUGGGGGGGGGGGAGGGGGGAAGAAACCACUGCACCCCACUGCUCUCCCCUGCAGGUGCCGGCAGCCCCCCCAGCUCACAGCCCCAUUCGACCCCACGGCGCGGCCCACUGCUGCCCCAUGGACACAAUGCUGCAGACAUCACAGAGGAGCUGGCUCAGAAGCUGAUGAGGCGGCCGUGCUCUCAAUGAGGACUGAUGGGGGUCAGUGGGGGGGGGUCGGGCUGGCUGCCCCCCUCCUUCCCUACCAGCUGUGGGCAAUGGUGUCCACCUGCCCCCCCGACCCCCCCCCCCAUGCUACCUGGCCUCGUGGCAGGGGCUGCCUAUGGGGUUGGGGGCCCCAGGUUGGAAUACCGGGGGGGCACACAGCCCCAUGGUGGCGAGGGGGUCGGGGGGGGGGCACGCAGCUCUGGUGGCACUACAAAUAAUAAAGCUGCCCAUCCCACCACC